Impatiens glandulifera is the source of this 1581-nucleotide messenger RNA. Its product is annotated as mitochondrial outer membrane protein porin of 36 kDa-like. Gene Ontology annotation, molecular function: voltage-gated monoatomic anion channel activity. Gene Ontology annotation, biological process: monoatomic anion transmembrane transport. Gene Ontology annotation, cellular component: mitochondrial outer membrane. The transcript has 5 exons. Bases 289 to 1131 code for a protein of 280 amino acids. Lineage: Eukaryota; Viridiplantae; Streptophyta; Magnoliopsida; Ericales; Balsaminaceae. The record is from RefSeq and is a predicted model, not a curated record.
CAAAACCCCCAUGUGCAUCAAUAAUGAAUUCAUGUGUAUUGACAAAAUCGUCCUUUCUUUCUAAAGAAGAUACAAGUCUAAAAGAAUGAAGAUGAACCUUCAUUGAAUGUCUAUUUGCAAGGGAAAUUUCCCCAUUUUAAAAUCCAUCCGUUAAGAGGGAAGAAGGGGAGAGGACUCAAUAAAUCUCUCUUCAUUAACUUCCCUUCCCCUUUAGAAAACAAAUUAAGACAUAUAGUUUCAAUUAGUAAAGAGGUUUCCUUCCUCUUUUGAGACUGUGAAAAUAAUAAGAUGAGUGCAGGUCCAGGUAUCUACAAUGACAUAGGCAAGAGAGCUAGAGAGGUUCUUCAUCAAUGUUACCCUCCAAAUCCACCUAAUUCCAAUUCCACCCAGACGUUUGACAUGACUCUAGACAGCCGAUGCCAAAUUAAUGGGAUUGUGCCUGGACUUAGAGUGUUUUCUGGGUUAAGGCUUCCUCUAGAGGGCAAGGUAGAAAUGAGGUACCUUCACGAGUAUGGCGGGAUAACAGCAGGCAUGAGUUUGGCAACGGAUCAACCUGUCAUAAAUGCUUCAGCUGUAACAGGGACUGGUAAUUUCUCAAUUGGAGGUGAUCUCGCCUUUGAUAGCUCAACUGGGAUGUUUGAUGAGUACAAUGCUGCUCUUAGCUUCAGCACUCGUACUUUCAUGGCUUCCUUGGCCUUGAAUGACAAGGCUGAUGCUGUAAGAGCCUCUUGUUACUGGUCAGGAAUACCUAAAACGGCAGUUGCAGCAGAGGUGAACCACAGGAUGUAUGACAACGAAACUGGAUUCACUUUAGGUACACAACACUUACUAUUUGGAGGGACAACUGUGAAGACAAGGGCUAGCAGUAAUGGGAGGAUCGCUGCACUUGUGGAGCAGCAGCUGUUGCCAUGGUUCUAUCUUAGCCUAACUGGGGAUGCCAAUGCAAGGGAUGUGUCGAAUAGUGCCUGCAUAGGGGUAUCUGCACUAUUAAUGUCCUCAAUCACUAACGAAGAAAGGAAGAGGCUUUCCAGUCUCAGAAAUGAUCCCAUUGGAGCCGACUUGUCCUUCAGAUUCUCCAUAUACCACACACAGCCUGCACAACACGUUCGUGCUAAACUUAAAACUAACUGAUAAUAAUAUUAAGUCUGAGACUCAAAGGAGACAUUAUAAGUAUUUUUUGUGGCCGGAAUGUUAAAUCAGAACAAAAGUUGCAGCAUUGCUAUCGAUGCUGCAUAUGUUAUGGCCUUUCUUUCUUGCCAGUCCCAAAUGUUACAACAGACUCAUCAUUCCAACCUAUCUAGAAAUUCUUGAAACUGCAAGCUGCUCAUUGUAAUAAAAGCAUAAAGAUAGUACUGUCUAGAGAGGUAGCAUCUAUAAUUAAUGGAUCUCCUCCUGCUCCUCAAUGUUUUCAUUCUCAAGAUUUUGUUGUUACAUCGCUUUAUUUCAUAUAAUACAAUUGUUUGCAUUAGACAAAUUUAUUUAUUUAUUACAGCUAGAGCAAUGUUUCAGCAAUAUUACAAUGUGAUCAUGAUGAGAAUCUCAAUGUACAGGGAAAAGAAACAUUAUAUGUUAUGAUGAAUU